Closterium sp. Yama58-4 is the source of this 2028-nucleotide messenger RNA. The record is from the annotation of a GenBank genome assembly. NCBI's taxonomy places the organism in Eukaryota, Viridiplantae, Streptophyta, Zygnematophyceae, Desmidiales, Closteriaceae.
AUGGAAAAACCUCCUCCGCGCGUGAUUCUGAAGCGCGGACGCGCAGCCCUGUUCGCGUCCGCAAGCCCCGCGCCCCUGGUGUUCUCAGGCGCUGUGGACUGUGUGCUGGGGCGGCCCCCCCCCAAGGCAGGCGACCUCGUGGUGCUGGCCGCGCGCAGGGGGGAGCAGGCGCGCCCAGGGGCGAAGGGGGAGGGAGAUGCGGAAGGGGGAGGCGAAGAAGGGUCGGAUGGAGGGGGAGGGGCGUCGGGGGAGUGGUCGCGGGGAGCGGCGGUGGCGUGGGGGGUGUUCAACCCCACGUCCAUGUACCGCGUGCGCAUCAUGCAGACCCUCUCAGACGCGCACAGGUCAUGCUCACGCGCUGAUAAUGGGCAAGAGGAUCAGAGGGACGGCGAGUGCCAGAGUGAAUUGCUGUUCGUGCUUCUUCCGUCCAUGUGCUCUCCUCCACCACCCUUGUCUCGUCUCUUCCUGCUUUAUAAAGUAUCUUCUCUUUCUACUCAACAUCCCUGUGCUGCUGGUUGCUUGCGCAUCACAGCUAGCGCGCAGGGUGUGGACAGCACAGAAAGGAGCACACAAGGGGCUACAGUAGAGGCCACAGGAUGGGGCACGAAUGCGUUCCGGCUCGUGAACAGUGAAGGGGACAGGCUGUCGGGGCUGAUAGUGGACGUGUACGGGGAGCGCAUGGUGGUGGCGUCGUCUGCAGCGUGGGUGGAAUCCCACCGCCCUGCCAUCGUGCACGCACUCUCCCACCUGCUGCCCGCUGCAGCCGCACACACACAGGGAUGCGUGGACGGGGUUGGUGAUGGGGGAGUGGGGAAGGAGGGGCAAGGGCCUGGUGAGUCGGAGGGGCAUGAGAGGAUUGUUUGGAGGCGGUCUGUUGAGAUGCUCAAGGAGGAAGGAGUGGUGGUGCAAGGGGGAGAGGGGGGCGGGAGGACAGAGAACGGUGGGGAGAAGCUGGCAGAUGGGGAGGCGUUUGGAGGUUUGGAAAGUGCAGAGGUGGAGGAGGUGGAUGAGAUGGCUGAUGGCAGCGAUAGCGGCGAAGAAGAAAGGUUGGAGAGAGGGGGAACGUUAGCAGCGGGUGCUGACCAGGAGGAAGCGGCAACAAUAGCAGCUGACCUACCAGCACAACCACCACUCUUAGAAGCCGUGUCCGAGGCUCCCUCUGAUAGUGACAGGGUGAAGGUGAUGGAGAAUGGAGUGCUGUUCUGGGUGGCCAUGGCGAGCGGGCAGAAGACGGGCUUUUACUCGGACCAGCGGGACAGCCGCCUGCUGCUGCGCUCCCUCGUCGCCUCCUCACUGCUUCCCCCUGGAAGCAGCUCUGCACACACUGAUGCUCGUGAUGUCACUGCCGCCAGCGGUGGUGACGGCAGCAGUCAAACGCAGACUCACGACCUGCCAUCAUCAGCAGCAGCAGCAGCAACGUCAUCACAAUCAUCCUCAGCAGUGUUAACUACGAGGCUGCCACUUUCACGUUCGCCUGUGUCCGCCCACCGCCCUCUCUCCCGAGUGCUUGACCUCUGCUGCUACAGCGGCGGCUUCGCCAUCAAUGCUGCUCUUGCCGGUGCUGCUGACGUCACAGCUGUGGACUCCUCCCCUGCGGCGCUCUCCCUGGCGGCAGCCAACGUGGCGCUCAACGGCCUGCCGCCCUCCGCGGUGCGCUUUGAGCAUGCCGACAUCACUGCCUUCAUGCAGCGGGCUGUGGCGCAGCAGCAGCACUGGGACCUUGUCGUCCUCGACCCGCCCAAGCUUGCUCCCACUCGCAAGUCCCUCCCCCGAGCGCUGCACCGGUACCGGCGGCUCAACAGCCUGGCGCUGCGCCUGGUGGCCCCUGGAGGGCUGCUCAUGACGUGCUCGUGCUCCGGUGCUGUCUCACAGCAGCACCUGCUGCCGGGCAUCCUCAGGGAAGCGGCAGCAGCAGCGGGGCGGCAAGUGACGGUGGUGCGGGAGGCGGGUGCCGCGCCAUGCCACCCCAUCGACCCCGCAUGCCCUGAAAGCACCUACCUCACCAACCUCCUUGCCUUUGUGCACUGA